AUGCACACGCUAAAUUCUACCUCGUCUUCCGGCUGUAUGGCCUACAUGGAGCCUACGAAAAUAGCCACCAUUACAGCGUCUGUGGUAAUGACAUUCUUCCUUCUUCUGGGCAUAUCGGGAAACGCCUGGACACUGUGGGUUUUGGUACGAUGCACAAAACUGCGACAGAACGUAAUAAAUAGCCUUAUUUUAAGUCUUUGUUUGAACGACAUCGUCAAUUUGACGCUGCUUCAGACAUUCGUGCUCGGCUCGUACUACUGCAAUCGAUGGGCCCUAGGCACCAUCUCCUGCUUCGUCAUUCCGGAAGCAAACAUGAUCCUCAUUGGCACCAGUUUGUGGCACCACGCGUUCAUCUCGUUCCAUCGAUACCUCGUCGUAGUUCAAUACGAUCGUUACCUGCGGAUACGAAAGCGUCCGUACAUUCUCGUUGUCAUCCUCGGCAGCCGUGCCUUUCCUACCAUCCUGACACUCGUCUUCAACAGUGUGUCGUACGUGAAUUUCCUAAAUUCUCCAGGCGGAUAUCAGUCCACCUCGCUUUCAUUCAUCCACCAACUGGAGUCCUUCGCCCGCUUUAUCAUGUUUUACUCCCCAUUUCUACUCCGUUGUGUGUACAAGCGAAAUCAGCACGCUCGGAUUGUGUGUGUUAUUUUUUUAACCGUCAUUCUGCCCUGCAUCGUCGUCAUAUUUUGCUUUGCGUCCAUAUUUAUACAUGUUCGUCGGAAGAAUUUCCUUCAACGGCGAUGUCCGCAGCCACCAAAGUGUCCGAACGAGGUAACAAAGUGGAACACACUGAUCAUGACACCUCGGAAUGAGAUUCAGUUAAGCCCGUCAACCUUAGCACAGACGGGUUCAGAAGACGAUGAUGAAAAGCCGAGUUUCGACUUUAGUAUAUCGACUUUGGGGGUUGAUGAUGAGUUGACACUUCAGUUCGAUCACCCAGCAGGUCAAUUUCAAUUCAAAAUGCCGGCUCAAGUGGUACCAGGUGAAUCAAAAGGCACUCAAAUCCAGAAAAAGCUCUCAGACUUUAUGCGCACGAGGUUGUCUUUGGACAAGAGGCGAAUUUCGAGGGAGAUGAAGAUUACUAAAAUGUUCUGUGUGAUAUUCACGCUCUUCCUGGCCGGAUAUCUUCCAUAUGGACUAAUUCGAUUGGCGGACGGAACAACUAUCGACCCAGAAGAUUGUUUAGUGCCAGCAGGGGGCAACGCUACCGCGGUGGAUCGAAGUAGACGUGGCACGCCACCAGACGUCUACGUAUUUCUGUCUGUGGUGUAUGCGAUCGCCUCGUGCUGCAACCCCCUGAUCUUUGGCUUAAUGCACAAGGAUGUGCGGAAGAAUGCCUUCAAGAACCUCGGCAGUCCAAAAAGCCACCAUCGAUGUCUUCGAAAUAGGCUUUUUUGA
This is a messenger RNA of Mesocestoides corti, 1398 nucleotides long. Lineage: Eukaryota; Metazoa; Platyhelminthes; Cestoda; Cyclophyllidea; Mesocestoididae. The record is from the annotation of a GenBank genome assembly.